This is a messenger RNA of Laccaria bicolor S238N-H82, 834 nucleotides long. RefSeq lists its product as uncharacterized. NCBI's taxonomy places the organism in Eukaryota, Fungi, Basidiomycota, Agaricomycetes, Agaricales, Hydnangiaceae. Bases 1 to 834 code for a protein of 277 amino acids. The record is from RefSeq and is a predicted model, not a curated record. The transcript has 7 exons.
AUGGUGCUCUCUGUUUUUCUUGUUCCUCGGUCACCCUUUUCUGAGGAACCUACAGAGCUCGUGACAAGCGGAUGGCGCCGAAGGCGCCAUCGUGUGAUGGGCGGUGCUUUACAGCUGGACUCUGCAUUAUCUCGUACGGACGCGACCAAUCCCUUGGAAAUGAAGCCAUGGAGAUGCUUUGCGAUGGCUCAGCACGUCGUGUUCGAGUGCCGAUAUAUUCGGCCGUCAAUGAAAACUAUCCCUCCUCCGCAAUACCUGUGUGCACCGACGUCUGGAAAAGAAGGGGUCGAAGUAACCAGGACCAUGUUACAUCCAUUGCCGUUGCUCUCAUCUCAACGACGACGACCAACUUCCUCGACACAUACCUUUGGUAUUGCCCAUGCUCUCAUUUUCCUCCGCUCUGGUGAUGCCUCGGAGCUCAAGAAGGGCUCUUUCUGGAUUGAGGGUACUCGAGUACUUGUCAUGCACACCCAACGGCGCUCUUUACUCCGCGUUCCCACAACGAUUCCACCCCUUACAAGCUCAGUGGACUCACCCUACCGAUGCACUAUCGUAGAAUUCCGUCGUCUGACUCAAGUAUGGCACGAACCACACACCAGCCCAUUGCCUCCUCUCCAACCAACCCAACGACAUGCGGAAACCCUUCCGCAACGCUCUCGCACACGCCAUUCUCUUCGCAGUGGCACCGCUCUUUUCACCCUCCCUCGAAUUUCGAUACCUUUUCUACUAGUAUUCCGACUCGUCCCCUGGGUAGAAAAGCCAGACUUCAUGACACCGUGGUGCCGUAGCCUGGGUAGCUUCGGAGCAGUGAUGAACGAGGAGGGUGGACAUUAG